UGUGUGUGUGUGUGUGUGGAAUGUAAUUCAGUGCAUGUCAUAAACACAGACACGGUGUUCGGGGUUCCAGCUUUAAGAGCAGAGACAACGGAAGAGCUAAAGAUCAGCGAGACUAGAGAUUAAUAAUAAUAAUAAUAAUAAUAAUAAUAAAGAGAGAAAGAUGGAGGUUCAGAACAGAUGUCUGGCAGAUGAUUACUCCAGAUACCUGAAGUCGUUUGAGCUGUUUCUGGAGCGCUCGUCUGAACACCAGUGUAUGAGACACUUCAUCUGUAAUACACUUCCAGACCUCCUGACUACUGUUGGAGUAGGAAAAUCCUCUCUGAAUGUGAUGGGAGUGGGAAGUGGAGCAGGCGAGAUUGAUCUGGAAAUCCUCACCCAGCUGCACACUAAACAUCCUGAGGCCCGAGUGGAGAACGAUGUGGUGGAACCCAGCGGGGACAUGCUGUAUAAAUAUAAAGAUUUAGUAGUGAAGACGCCGGGCCUCGAUCACAUCACCUUCAGGUUUAAUAAGAUGACAGCGUCCGAGUUCGAGAGCGACUGGAAGCAGAGGAACACUGACCGGAAGCUGGACUUCAUCCACAUGAUUCAGAUGCUGUACUACGUGAACGAUCCCGAGGCGACGGUUUCCUUCUUCAGGAGCUUACUGCACAAAGACGGCAAACUCCUCAUCAUCCUGGUCUCAGGACAGAGCGGCUGGGGCAGGUUAUGGAGAACCUACCGAGCUCAGCUGUGCAAGAGCAACAUCAGUCAGUGCAUCACGAGCGGAGAGGUCAGAAACUUCCUGGACGCUAAAGGAAUCCCCUACCAGAGCCACACUCUCCCGUCUCAGAUGGACAUCACAGAGUGUUUCACAGCUGGAGAUGAGAAAGGAGAGCUGCUGCUGGACUUCCUGACCGAGGUCCUGGAGUUCAGUAAGAACUCUUCUCCGGAGCUGAAAGCCGGAGUGCUGGAGCUCCUCAAACACCCCGAGUGCAGCCGAGAGCUGGACGGCAGGAUUAUAUUCAACAACAACCUGGAGGCCUUAGUGCUCACCCCGUAGAGCUGAAACACCAGCUCACUCUCAGGAGGCGGAGGCUCUAACCGCGGGGGUGUGGUCACUUAAAGGCUGGGAUCAGGGAAUUGUUCAGGUUUUGUGCACAGAAAUUAAAUAAUAGAAUUUUUUAAAAAUAACAAUCUCUGAUUCAAAUAAAGAUGAAUCUUCAUCAUCA
This is a messenger RNA of Hemibagrus wyckioides, 1208 nucleotides long. Its product is annotated as histamine N-methyltransferase-like. The transcript has 7 exons. The coding region runs from base 161 to 1039 and encodes 292 amino acids. Gene Ontology annotation, molecular function: N-methyltransferase activity. NCBI's taxonomy places the organism in Eukaryota, Metazoa, Chordata, Actinopteri, Siluriformes, Bagridae. The record is from RefSeq and is a predicted model, not a curated record.